Messenger RNA from Lasiosphaeria miniovina, 2172 nucleotides. RefSeq lists its product as uncharacterized. Gene Ontology annotation, cellular component: cytoplasm. Gene Ontology annotation, biological process: cell population proliferation; mitotic spindle organization. The record is from RefSeq and is a predicted model, not a curated record. The annotation marks the transcript as partial. The transcript has a single exon. NCBI's taxonomy places the organism in Eukaryota, Fungi, Ascomycota, Sordariomycetes, Sordariales, Lasiosphaeriaceae.
AUGGCGGCGCCGCUAUCGCCAACGCCGAGUGCCGUCCUCAAUUUCUCUACACCGCCCUCAGUGACCUCUCGCUACGACGUCUACGCCCGCUCCCACACCACGACGCAUGCCCUCCCCGACAACGCCGAAAACGACGAAGGCGACAGCUCUCCCUUCAUGUCGCAAGUCAGAGAUGACAUCCCCUCGCCGCGGGGCCCCUCGCCCCCCAAGGCCCUCCGUCCGGCCUCUCGUGUUAUCUCGGGCAGCGAGCUGUCGCCCCUGAAGAUACUCCAACAACAGCCCCAGCCGCUGCACCAGUCACAACAACAACAACAAUCACCACCGCCGCCAGAGCCACAACAACAGCCGCAAACACGUCAAUCAAUACCAGAUACCGAGGACGGCGACAUGUUGUCGCCCGCAAAGUCCAUGCCACCCCCGCCGCUGCCGUUGCUGAGCCCCCGCAAAAUGUCGGCCCCGAUCAAGCGGUUCCCUGUCAAGGUCAGCCCGCCGCCGGUGGUCCACGAGACCCCACCCCCCGGGGACGAGCGUAAGAUAAGCCUCCACGAAGCCUUGCGCGAGAACAACGGGCUGAAGCGCGCUAUCGAGAUAUUUGAAGACGAAUCUAGCCUGCUCGACACAGAACCUGUCGGUGCCAAUGAAGCCGACCCGGCAGCCAAUGCCUACGCCGACGAUACCAUCUUGACGGGUGGGCGUGGGGAGCAGCAAUUUGACAGCCAGCACCAUGACGAUUCCGCCUAUGACGACGAGCCUGGCGGCAUUGACGACACAAUGAUGAGCACUUUUAGCACCUUCUCGGCCGUUCCCAAUAUGACCAUGCUGACCCAGAUGCGCAACAUGAGCCCGGCCAAACUCGCCAUGCUCGCCGCCACAAACACACCGCGCGCCGCAAUAGGCGAGACCCCCGUGUCGUCGGUGAGGACUCCACGCACCAGCGGACCCUUGCCAGACCGGUCUGCCGGAGCGCCACCGCCGCCAUACGAAGCCGGCAACACGACGAACCUGAUGGACUUUACCGAGCAGUUUCGCUACGGCGGCUUCCCGCCCCAGAUAUCUCCCUCGCGGCGCGAAGGCCGCUUCCCGUCGUCAAAGACCACACCCCACGUUGCGGCAACACCACAGCGCACAAAUACGAACAGCUUCAACCUCCUCGACUUUGAUAUCCCGCCCAUGCCGACGCCACGCAGCCUGCCCACUAUCACGCCGCGCGAGCUCGAGUCGCUCAAGUCAGGGUUUCUAUCCGAGAUCAGCAGCCUCAAGGCGUCGCUAAGCGGCAAGGAGGCCGAGGUCAACUCUCUCAAGACGGCUGUUGGCGAUGCCGAGAAGCGCGUAGGCGAGUGCCUGGAGCAGCUGCGCGAAGUGCAAGGCCUCCAAGAAUCGCUGACGGCAGACCGGGACAGCUGGGAGAAGCGCGGGCGCGAGAUGGAGACGGUACUGCGCAAGGUCAAGGAAGAGAUUGUGCUGGGCCGGCGCGAGCGUGAGGAGCUCGAAUUUAAGCUCGACGAGGCCGAGAAGCGCCGCGAGGCCGCCGAGAUGAUGGCCCAAGACGCCGAGAGCAAGAUGGCGGGCAUGCGGGCCGGCAAGGCCAGCGCAGAGGCGGCGGCGGCGGCGUCGGACUCGUCAGACAAGAGCUCUAACGCCAACAGAAGCUCGCUGGGAGCUGCCGGCGCCUCUAACAAGGAAGUCGAAAUGGCAGUCGAGCGCGUCGCCCGUGAGCUCCACGCCUUGUACAAGAGCAAGCACGAGACCAAGGUAGCGGCCCUCAAAAAGAGCUACGAGAACCGCUGGGACAAGAAGGUGCGCGAGCUUCAGGCGCAGGUGGACGAGCUGUCGCUCGAAAACGACGAGAUGCGCAUGGGCCGUGACGCCACUCUGACUCGCGUCGACCCAGCCCGCAUCACGGAGCUCGAGGAUGAGCGCAAGGCAGACAAGGCCCGCAGCGCGGCCCAGAUCAGGGAGCGCGAGGCCGAGGUCGACAAGCUCGAGGCCGUCGUCAAGACGAUCCAAGCUGACAACGCCGAGCUCCGCGUCCUGCUUGAGCAGGAGCGCGUCGAGAAGGGCGAGCUCGUCCAGCUCGCCGAGGAGAUGAUGAACAUGCAGCAGAGCUUUGUAGCGCCAACACCACCGCCACCCGCGCCUGCACCGCCGACACCCGCACCCACAGAGAGCAAC